UCCAAAGAAAAGGCCGACGAAGUAGGAAAAAUCAAAAGCGCUUACAUAAAAAGAGGCCAUCAAGAAAGCCCAUACUAGCCGGACCGACAUGAUGGAUAUGGAUAUUUUUAGCGGUGAUUUUAGAAACCCGACCCGGUUCGUUAUAUUCCAACUACAGCAGCCGUCUCUUGUUCAUAUCGGCGCUCGGAGAUCGGGGAUCGCUAUUCGCUAGUGACACCUUCUUCUUCGUGUCCACUCUCCAUCCAGAUCAGGUCGAAAACUUGAUAGGGGACCAAGAUCGUGUCUAAGCAGCCAUGGCCAAGCAUCAUCCUGAUCUGAUCAUGUGUCGGAAACAACCUGGGAUUGCCAUUGGGCGAUUGUGCGAGAAAUGCGAUGGCAAAUGCGUGAUAUGCGAUUCCUAUGUCCGCCCUUGUACACUGGUUCGGAUCUGCGAUGAAUGUAACUACGGUUCAUUCCAGGGGAGGUGUGUCAUUUGCGGAGGAGUUGGAAUCUCAGAUGCUUACUACUGCAAAGAGUGUACACAACAGGAGAAAGACAGAGAUGGUUGUCCUAAGAUUGUCAAUCUUGGCAGUGCGAAAACGGAUCUGUUCUACGAACGUAAGAAAUAUGGAUUCAAAAAACGAUGAUCACUGUUGGUUACUCGAGCUAUUUGAUCUUUACUAAUGCUAGGAAGAAAGUGUUUGUACUUGUCUGUGUUAAGAAAAUUUAUCCGGUGAAGAAAGAUUAAGACAUGUGUAUUCAAAGAAAAUAUGAUGGUUUGUUGUUUACUCAUGUGUCUUAUCGAUUAGUCGAACGUGUUAGCUUUUUACAAGCUUGGUUAAUUAAGUUGCCUUUUCUGAA
Molecule: messenger RNA, 840 nt
Organism: Capsella rubella
Lineage: Eukaryota; Viridiplantae; Streptophyta; Magnoliopsida; Brassicales; Brassicaceae
Product: PHD finger-like domain-containing protein 5B
Exons: 2
Coding region: 294-626 (110 amino acids)
Biological process (GO): mRNA splicing, via spliceosome
Cellular component (GO): U12-type spliceosomal complex; U2 snRNP; catalytic step 2 spliceosome
Source: RefSeq, a predicted model, not a curated record